AUGCUCCUGCUGCGUCGCGUGGGUCGGCGUCCGGUCUGCGCCCGCGGGUUUGCAUCGCAAGCGCCGCUGACGCGCGAGUACAUCCACAGCUGCUUGUACCGCAAGGAGGAGGGCUACUUUACGUCGACGAAGCGCGAGGUGCUGCAUGCGCCCAAGGAGCCCAUCGACUUCAACGACCUCUGGGGCAAGCGCGAGUACAAGAACCAAGUCGCGGCCUUGUACGCGCAGGACAAGGAGGCGUGGAUGACACCCGUCGAGGUCUUCUACCCCUACUACUCGCGCGCGAUCGCCAACUACAUGAUGAUGUCGCCGCACACGCUCAACGCCGAGACGCUGCACAUAUACGAGAUUGGCGGCGGCGCCGGCACGAACGCCCUCUGUAUCCUUGACUACCUCAAAGAGCAAGCGCCCAAGCUCUAUGCCAACACGACGUACACGAUGAUCGAGAUCAGCGCGCGCAUGGCCGCGCGCCAGGCCGCCCGCGUCGCGUCGCACCCCAACUGCAAGGUCAUCAACAGCGAUAUCCUCACCUACUCGGCCAAUCACCCCAAGGUCAACGAUCCGUGCUUCUUCAUCGCGAUGGAAGUGCUCGACAACCUCCCGCACGACAAGGUGACGCUGGCCGACGGCGAGUGGUUCCAGACGCAUGUCCGCGACGAUGCCGAGGAGCUCCAGCCACUCCGCGACCCGCUCAUUGCGGAGGCGCUCGAGUACUUUUCCUGCGAAAUUCCGCUGCGAGGGACGUUCAAGCGCACCUCCGGGCUCGCGACGCAGCUGCGGUCGAUGAUUGGCAUGCGCGAGAAGCUCCUGAACGCAGCGUUCGUGCCCACAGGCGCAAUGCAGCUCUUGCACACGCUGCACAAGAGCUUUCCCAAGCACCACUUGAUCGCCGCCGACUUUGACGAGCUUCCCGCGCCGUCGCUCGACAAGGCGGCGACCCACCAACCGUACGACCACCCGCGCAGCGCAACGUCAACGGCGUCGGGACCGCUGCAUGCCGCCAACGCGCCCCUCGUCGCGUCCAAAACCGACGGCGUCACGGUCGACCACGAUACGUACUUGGUUCCCGGCGGCAUCGCCGACAUUUUUUUCCCCACGGAUUUUAUCAAGCUCAAGCAAGCCUACUGCCGCAAAAUGGAGCUCAAGGAUCACGAGGUGUCGAUUGUCAAGUCGGGUGCGUUCUUGAAGGAAUUCGGCGAAGUCGACAAGACACGCACAAUCCUCGGCUACAACCCGCUGGUCGAAGACUACGCCAACACAAGCUUCAUCUUGAGCUAA
Saprolegnia parasitica CBS 223.65 is the source of this 1278-nucleotide messenger RNA. RefSeq lists its product as hypothetical. Gene Ontology annotation, cellular component: mitochondrion. Bases 1 to 1278 code for a protein of 425 amino acids. The transcript is spliced from 4 exons. NCBI's taxonomy places the organism in Eukaryota, Oomycota, Saprolegniomycetes, Saprolegniales, Saprolegniaceae. The record is from RefSeq and is a predicted model, not a curated record. Gene Ontology annotation, molecular function: protein-arginine omega-N symmetric methyltransferase activity.